UUUAGAUCUUUGAGCGCUGCUAAAUAUACAAAUUUAAUUAGAUUAGCUAGAUAAAGCUAUUAAACUUUUUUAUUUUUAUUUUAGACUUUGGCUCAAGAAAAAUUUCAUGCUGUUGCUUCGAGUUGGAAUGAAAAGAGAAAAUAGAAAGGCUACAUUGUUGUAUUUAGAUGAAACUUUGUUAGACGAAGAGGAAAAGAAACAUUGGGUUGGUAUUUAUGCAAACACACAUGUUCAUAUGGGAAACAGAAAUUCAGGAAGAGCUGAAAGCUUUCAUUCUGGUUUAAAAAGAGUAUUAGGAUAUCAGUCAGCUGCUAAGUUGAAUUUGACAAGAAUGCAUAACUAUUAUCAGAAGAAGAGAGAAGAUCGUUAACGUCAAUUGCAAGUAGAAAGGCCAAGUAUUGACUCAAACCUUUUCGACGAAAAGAAUGAGUUUAAAUUUUCCAAGUUGCAAUUUAACACUAUCAGGUUUGCCAUGGAUAUAAUUAGAACCAACGCAAUUAAAGUCCUUCAGCCUGAUUUUGUAAGUAAAGGUGAAAACUGUAACUGUUAUGAUCGUAUAACGUAUAGAUUACCUUGUCCUUGCGUUACUGCCAAUAAUUUUAAUAUUUUGCCUUUGGAUAUAAUUGAUCCACGCUGAAGAUUUGAACGUGAUGAAGAUUUUGAAACAGCUCAGGAUUUGAACAGCAAUACAGAAGAUAAACAGGCUCCAGGAAUAGUUUGCUAAG
Rhizopus microsporus ATCC 52813 is the source of this 725-nucleotide messenger RNA. RefSeq lists its product as uncharacterized. Lineage: Eukaryota; Fungi; Mucoromycota; Mucoromycetes; Mucorales; Rhizopodaceae. The transcript has 6 exons. Bases 128 to 370 code for a protein of 80 amino acids. The record is from RefSeq and is a predicted model, not a curated record.